AUUUAUCACCUUUCUUGCGUAUUCGUGUUUUAAUGCACCGCAGGGGAUCGCGCCGUCGAUUGGCAACACACCGCGUUCGUGGCGCAGUGAUGGACUUUGGCCGAGCGUUGAAUGAGGAGCGCCGUCUCGGAGUGGGCGUGGGUGAGUUCGGGCUUUAUAAACGCGGAGAAUGGGCUUCAGCGCGGACCUCACUUGUUGAGUGAUCUCUGGGAGGACAGUCCGACGCGAACCCGACACGCCUAAACUCUCCGCUCGAUCGCAAAAUGACGGCGGCGCUGGUGAAAGGAUUUGUGCUGUUCGUCUGCUUGUUCUUCACAGUUGUUCAGUCCAUCACGUGCGAGGCGAACAGGAUAGAUGCGCGCAAAAAGCACGAAAACGACGUGGCGCACCACGGCUCUGCCACAACAGCAGGAGCGUGGAAUCAGGAGAAGCCGAAGAGACUCUUUGCCAGGACUCGCUAUCUGUCUCAGCAGAGACAUCAUGUGGUGAGACCUAAGCCCAGGCCUGAGGCGGUAUCUCCAGCCCAGACUCCAGCGCGGCGCUGUGCCGGUCUGAUGGAGAGCUGCUCCCCGCUCACUCCCUGCUGUGACCCAUGUGCUUCCUGCCACUGCAGGCUCUUCAACACCAUCUGUCACUGCUGGAGACUCGGACACCUCUGCCCCAAGAAGACCUAACCACCCCAGACGGCGCUUCUCAGCUGCUUUCACUUUAGCUGCGCACAUCGGACAUCAAAUGUUGUUAAGCAUACAAAAAAGUUGCUUAGUGGUUCGUUUAGAAUUCUUGUUUGAUGGUGUCUUGUCCCAAUAUUUCAACAAUUCACCAUACAAAGCGGUGAUGACUAAACUGACUCGCUCCUACCAAGGCUGUGCCAAGAUACUGCUAGGGUCUCCUUAGAUGUUCAAGGAAUAUUCCGUACAACCGGCGCGAUGUCAAUUACCGCGAAUGAUCUUUAGAGGUUUUUCUUUAAAAGCCAAUUUUUGGAAGAUUUAAAAGCUUUGAAGCUUGCGAUUUUAUAAAAGCUCCUGCAUAUCUCUUUCUGUUAAAAGCUUUGUUAUAAGAGCUGUGAAGCUGUUUAAGUCAUUUUUAUAGUCAUUUUAAGCUUCACGAAUUUACGAGUUGCGAAACUGGAAAGGGCCGUAGAGGUUAGCGAGUGACUAAAAUCAUAUAAACACACAUAUAAACACUCGUCUCCAUUUGCUCUCCGGGACAAGCGGAGAUUCGUAUUUGUGGUAAUAAACAAUGGAGUUUUUAAUAAAACAAACGGAAAGCAUUUUGGGUAUUCUUUACAAUAAGGUUUCAUUUUGUUAGCACGAGCUUACAGUGCAAAUAAUAUUUAUUCGUCUCGGUUAAUGCUCACUAAUCAGAAUCAUUUAACGUUAAUGAAACAUUACAUGAUUAAUAAAUGCUGCAACAAACUGCUCGUUAUUAGUUCAACUGUAACUAAUUGGACCUUAUUGUAAAGUGUUACCGGCUUUAUUUUUGUCUCUCGCGUUAUCAAAUAUUUGUUCAGAACAGAUCCAUAUGAGAAGCACCGUUACGUAAGACGCACAUGCAGCUGCGCACCAUCAUGAUUUAUACCUGUGCUCCUUCACGCUCUCAUACCGCUAUAUAGCGCACCACGGAUCGUGACAUUUAACCAUGCAUUGAAUGCUUAACAUCCGUACGACUCGAGUUAUUCGCACACGUUUGACACUAUUACCACUCAUCCGCCCACCGGAGAUCUUAUUAGAGUUACAUUUUUGUUAUUAUUCUCAAUAUUUUCCAACCCUUGGUAAGCAAGGGGCAUAUACCGCUUAACUCGUACAGAAUCAGCGUAACAGUGCCUGAAAAAGCUUUAAAUAAGUCAAAAUGUGAAUCUAAUGUCGUCUUCAUACUGUGAUCUUUGAAUAAUACGUUUUAAGACGCUCAUUUCUACUGUGAUGAUUCCACUGGUUUCUACACACACGAGAAAAGCAUACGUGGACGUCAUGUAGACGCUAUUGUGGAUGAAAAGCUUCUUUGAGAAAAGUUGUCAUCGUUACGCAAUAUAUUUCUAUCCACUGUCAGGUCAUAUUGACUGAAUAUUAUUGGGGGAAAAAAAGAAAAGAAAAACAUGUUCAAUGUGCUUCUUUGUAAUAAAAAUGUUUAGAUCUGCA
Puntigrus tetrazona (Sumatra barb) is the source of this 2135-nucleotide messenger RNA. It is a transcript of the gene asip2b, whose product is annotated as agouti signaling protein, nonagouti homolog (mouse) 2b. NCBI's taxonomy places the organism in Eukaryota, Metazoa, Chordata, Actinopteri, Cypriniformes, Cyprinidae. The transcript is spliced from 3 exons. Gene Ontology annotation, cellular component: extracellular region. Gene Ontology annotation, biological process: positive regulation of feeding behavior; hormone-mediated signaling pathway; adult feeding behavior. The coding region runs from base 264 to 674 and encodes 136 amino acids. The record is from RefSeq and is a predicted model, not a curated record. Gene Ontology annotation, molecular function: type 1 melanocortin receptor binding; neuropeptide hormone activity.